Messenger RNA from Rana temporaria (common frog), 2057 nucleotides. It is a transcript of the gene ALKBH5, whose product is annotated as alkB homolog 5, RNA demethylase. Gene Ontology annotation, cellular component: nucleus. Gene Ontology annotation, molecular function: oxidative RNA demethylase activity. Gene Ontology annotation, biological process: mRNA export from nucleus; mRNA processing. NCBI's taxonomy places the organism in Eukaryota, Metazoa, Chordata, Amphibia, Anura, Ranidae. The transcript has 5 exons. The record is from RefSeq and is a predicted model, not a curated record. Bases 207 to 1292 code for a protein of 361 amino acids.
GACCAAUGGUAGAGAGGAUCCCCUCAGAACGGAGCAGUGACGUCGGCGGGCCUUUGGACGGUGCUGGCGCAGCGGUAUCCGCUCUCCGGUGUGUGUGGAGAGCAAAGUAAAUGGGGGGAGUCUGAGUGAACCGGCGGACAUGCCCAGCCCCGGGUGACCGAGCAGCGCCGAGCUUCCCCCCCCCUUCCCUACCUCGCAGUCCAGUCAUGUCCGCCGCCAGCGGCUACAGCGACCUGCGGGAGAAACUGCAGUCCCGGGAGGUGAGGAAGAGGAAGCAGCCGGCCUCGGACACGGAGGAAGAGGAGGCGGAGCUGGAAGAAGGAGAAGAAGAAGAAGGCGAAGAAGUGGAGGAGGAGGAGGCGCGGAAGGUGCGGAGCGGGGUCCGCCAGGUGCGGCUCUUCUCCCCGGAGGAAUGUGCCGGUAUCGAGGCCAAGAUAGACGAGGUGGUGGCCCGGGCCGAGAAGGGGCUGUACCGGGAUCACACGGUGGACCGAGCGCCGCUCCGCAACAAGUACUUCUUCGGGGAAGGAUACACGUACGGGGCCCAGCUACAGAGGAGGGGCCCCGGGCAGGAGCGGCUCUACCCCAGGGGUGAAGUGGAUGAUAUCCCGGACUGGGUACACGAGCUGGUCAUCCGUCGCCUGGUGGAGCACCGCCUCAUCCCCGACGGCUUUGUAAACAGCGCUGUCAUCAAUGACUAUCAGCCCGGCGGUUGUAUAGUCUCUCACGUGGACCCUAUCCACAUCUUCGAGCGACCCAUCGUCUCCGUGUCAUUCUUCAGCGACUCAGCCUUGUGCUUCGGCUGCAAGUUUCAGUUCAAGCCCAUCCGCGUGUCUGAGCCUGUGCUCUUCUUGCCCGUGCGAAGGGGCAGCGUCACCUUGCUCAGUGGGUACGCAGCAGAUGAAAUCACACACUGCAUUAGACCUCAAGACAUAAAGGAGAGACGUGCUGUGGUAAUACUUAGAAAAACUAGAAAUGAGGCUCCACGUUUGGAAAAGGCCCUAAGUGGAGUUUAUCAUCCUGAACGACUGUCUGGGAACAACAGGCAGCAUGUCCUGAAACCAAAACGCUCCCACCGCAAAGCCGAUCCAGACGCAGCGCACAGACCUCGUAUUCUUGAAAUGGAUAAAGAAGAAAACCGAAGAUCUGUAGUUUUACCAAAACCAAGGAGAAGGAGUAUUGUCAGCUCUGAGAACUAUUGGAGGAGGCCCUACGAGUAUGUGGACAGCUACACAGACACGGGGGAGGACGAGGGGAGCCCGGCCCGCAAAGUAAAAAUGAGGCGACACUGAGGAAUCUCUUCCACGGACUCCGGUCCCCAGUCGCUGGACUGUGGAACUACCUGUAUAUUUUCUUUUUUUCCCCCCUCCGCCAAGGCGGCGUUGGAAGACAUGGUCUCCUCUGUGUCAAUGCAACGUGUUCUGGAUCCUGUCUUUCUCACUUUCCAGCAUGUUUCUGACGUGCGUUUGGGUUUAUGCCAGCAGAGGACCCUCUUGAAUUCUACUUAAAGGGGAGCGAGCAGCGGUCUUGUACAGCAUUGAUCCUAACUGCUGAUGGGUUUACAGGCUGCAUAUUGGCAGCAGCUUGAAUGGCACUGAAGGAAAGUACUGUUUAUGUUGAAAGUGAAAGAUUCCAGCACUCUCAAGGGACACUUCAGUUGACAACAUUUAAUUUGUUUCAACAGUUUGUGUUAUUUUUUCUUUUUCUUCUUUAUUUUUGUUUUAGUCCCUGUGAGUAAGAGAGAAGAGAGUAAGAGUGGUCACUGAGGUGUCAAGGACUGACGAGGUGUCAGGUGGCGUGUGCUCCGCCCUCUGAGGUAGGAGCAGGUGUACACGCCUCUUCUCGCCCUCUGUCCUUCUUAUUAUAUAAAUUAAAAAAUAAUGGUUAGGAAAAAGUCUGCAAUGUUUUUUGAACAAUUCCGUAUGCUACAAGAGAAAUCCAGAUGUUUUAUUUCUAGCAAUAUAAGCACUAAUAAUAAAGUAUAUAAGCAGAUUUGUUUAUUCUGUACUGGCUCCGGCUGUCUGUAAAUUAUCAAAUUAAAUUCUGUUUUUGCUCAG